AUGGGACACACAAAGUUAUCGGUGGUUCUAUUAACUGUAUUUGCUGUCAAGUGUUUGGCGAUGACAUAUCAUGAAUUGGAGGAUUUUGCGGAGUACCUUAAGAAGACGUCGCAGCUCAGCCCUACGUUAAAAAAAGGCGCUGAUCCUGAUGUGGACUAUGACGAUGAUGAGGUUGUGUCUGAUCAUGCUUGGGAAGAAAGUGGCAAGUUUGAGGGUGAUCUGAUCCUAAACGAGCGUCAGCGGCGUCUUAUAGUUGAAGAUGUAGCGGAGGGCCUAGCCAGAAACGGCAUUAGUGAUGGAACUAAGAGAUGGCCCAACAAUGAAGUCAUUGUUUAUAUUCAAGUGGAACAUUUCACUAGCGACCAAGUGCAAGCGAUUCAAAAUGGAAUAGAGGAUCUUGCACGGGCAUCUUGUGUCAAGUUCCGUCCAUAUAAAAAAGGAGACCGUGAUGCCGUUGUCAUUCAGGGUAGUCGGAGAGGUUGUUUUUCUCAAGUGGGCUACCAAGGCGGUUAUCAAGUGUUAAACUUGUCGGGUCGGCAUCCUGUCGGACGCGGUUGCUUCCGUCACGGAACGGUUGUCCAUGAAUUGCUCCACACUCUUGGCUUUUAUCACAUGCAAAGUAGUCCAGACAGAGAUGAUUAUGUUGAUAUUGUUUGGCCCAACGUACUUCAAUCGGCGAGACACAACUUUCGCAAAUACAACUCGUUCUCCGUGUCAGAUUUUGGCGUGGGUUACGACUAUGACAGUGUCCUGCAUUACAGCCGACGAGCUUUCUCCGUUAAUGGCCAGGACACGAUUGUUCCAAAACAGGUUGGUGCUCAAAUCGGACAAAGAAUAGGACUAUCAGAUAAAGAUGUACAAAAACUGAAUAAAAUGUAUUGUGACGCUGAAUCAGAUAGUGGCCAAGCAGAUGAAAAUGUUACCAAAAAGACGGAAAGUAAAAAAAAGAAAGGCAAGAACAAACCAUUUAAUGGACAAGGACUUGGCUAUCACCAAGGUAAAGCCGUGGUUUUCAAAAUAUUACCAGCUGCCGAAACUUAUAAGUUACCUGACGUACCAAGUUUUCAUGUAUUUGAUUAUUUUAGUAAAGAGCCGCAAAUCCUGUCGACGUCGGAAAACGAAGGUUUUCGUAUUGGAAAAGAAAUAGCAUAUUCCUACAAUCCGCCUGAACCAAUGACUGCAAGAGAUGUUCAUUUACCAGCACAUAUGGACCAUGGCCAUGAGUUACAAUUACAAAAAGAAAGGACUGAAAACGAGGGGCAGAAUGAAUAUAAAAAUGUUGCAGAAGUAAAACCUGUAAACAGUCAAAUUAACAAGCACUUAAGUAAUUCUGGAACGGCCGUAGAGGUCCCUGUACUUGAAGGUCACACUAGUCAAUCAGAAGCAGAGGAAACUGAUGCAGAUUUAAUUGAUGCGUUUGAUAGACUUUCAAAAAUAAUAAGAUUGCACGUGUACCCUUCUCAGACGCCAGAUCUAAGUAUUUAUAAAACAAAUAGUCAGUAUACUGAUCAUUACAACCCUUUGCAACUUAAAGGUGAGAGGGAUAAACUUAUGUCUCCCGUGCAAACUCAAACAAGCAAGCCAGAGAAAGAUGAAAUGAAUGCCGCUGUAAAAUUUAUAAAUAAUAUGUACGAUUUCAAUUCUGAAAAAUCUAUAACUUCAAAAAUAGUCGAUGGCGAUGAAUAUAACAUCAAAGAAAAAAAGGAGAUGAAAGAUGAAUCUAUGAAAAUUGUACCUGAUCAAGAAAACCAUUCAUUACCAUGGUAUAAAAAUUAUAAAGAUGCUUUUGUUUCUACGUCAGAUUUUGAAUCUCCCGAAGGUUAUCAAACCAGAAAGGGUUAUCCAAACAUAGAAUUUCCAAAAAUGCUCAAAGAUGAAAAACCAUACGAUAAUGAAGAUGAAUGGUAUCAAAAAUACGUUAAAUACUAUCCAAAUGAUGAAUAUCACGAUUAUUCUAAAGACAGCUCUGAAGGACACGGAUAUGCUGGAGAUGAGAAAGAAAGCGUGAAUAGUCCUUCAAUUCCAAAAAGAAAAAAUCAUGAUUAUUCGAUAUAUCGCGUUCCAGAACAUGUGGCAAAAAAUUGGUAUAUUAAAGAUUUCAGUCAUGAGAAUAGAUAG
Messenger RNA from Spodoptera littoralis (African cotton leafworm), 2118 nucleotides. Lineage: Eukaryota; Metazoa; Arthropoda; Insecta; Lepidoptera; Noctuidae. The record is from the annotation of a GenBank genome assembly.